Molecule: messenger RNA, 420 nt
Organism: Lactuca virosa
Lineage: Eukaryota; Viridiplantae; Streptophyta; Magnoliopsida; Asterales; Asteraceae
Source: the annotation of a GenBank genome assembly
AUGUCGUCUGCGGUUUGCACUGUAGGAUCAGUGAUCAACAAUGCCAGAAACUUGAAUCGAGAGUUCACGAUAACAGCUCGGGUUGUAGCACCAAAGAGACCAACUUUGCCUGAAUUAUCGUUGAAAGGCAUUCCUCACACUGAUCUUCAUGUCCGAGAGAUCGUUCAAAGACAGUUGUACACACCACGCAGCGAUCAUAAUCUUUGCAGAAAACCCGAGUUCAAUCCUGAGUUUCUUGAAGAUGCCUAUGAUCGGUGUAGAGAUAUAUGUGCUGAAUAUGCCAAGACUUUCUAUCUAGGAACCAGACUUAUGACUGAAGAAAGACAGAAAGCAGUAUGGGCUAUAUAUGUUUGGUGCAGGAGAACAGAUGAACUCGUUGAUGGCCCUAACGCCACCCACAUGAAGUGCUACUGUUCUUGA